GACUGACACUGAUUUGGAAAAUAAACUUCUCCUUUCGACCUAGUACUACAAUGAGUGCCCCAAACUCCGAUUGUGACCAGCGCAGCGAGACAGAGCAUGUGUACGGUUGGAUUACCGAUCUUUGCUGCAAGGAAAAGCGCCUUUCGGCUAUGUUGGAGCUCUGCGACAGACGCAGUCACAUCGAGAGCCUGGGUCCCUUGCUGUGGCACUCCUUUGGAGCUGUAAGUGGCUUGCUGCAAGAGGUUGUGUCCAUCUAUCCGGCUAUCCUAGCCAACGAGCUGAGCGGACAGCAGUCGCAGCGGAUUCUCGCUGCCAUCGGAUUGUUCCAGGCUAUGACCUCCCACCCCGUUAUUGGCAUUCACUGCCAAUUCAUGUGUUAUUUGAUGCCAUUGCUGAAAAUGACCCCACAAACCAAAUCCGUUGAGCACGUUCGCCUCUCAGUUCUGGGCGUCGUCUGCGGUCUACUGAAGUCGGAUCACCCGGAGAUCGUGGGCUACUUUCUGGGCACCGAAUUGAUUCCACUCAUCCUGCGUCAGCUGGAACUGGGCUCCAGCAUGAGCAAGGUGCUCUGUGCAUUUAUCCUGUACCGCAUCUUGGAACACGAAGUAGGCCUAAAGUUUGCUAGUCGUAGAUUGGCACGUCGGCUGCAUCUGGUUCACACUUUGGCCAGGGUUGUGCACCAACUGACGCUGGAACCAGAGCCAAGGGUUCUCAAGCACGUGGUUCGGGUCUAUUCGCGUCUGGCUGACCAUCCCCAAAGUCUAGAGCUGAUAUUCAAGCACCUGCCGGCGCAGCUCCGGAACGGCUAUUUCUGCCAGAAGAGUUUGCCGGGCUUUGAGAGUGCCUCACUGGAGCUGGCUGAACUGAACCGAAAACUGGUCAGCAGCGAGGCCGAUAAGGACACAGCUUAUAAUGAGUAAAGCCCUGCCGGGAUACAAUCGACGUUUCAUUUUACACCUUGGCAAUUUAACUCCUCCUAAACUCAAUUCAGAAAUAUAUGCACACGGCCAACAACCCAGAUUCUUUAUCGGGCGCCAAAAGUUGAACUUGCAAAUUCAUUUUUUUUUCGGUUUCUUGGGUAUGAUGAUUUUAAUGGGGUUGCUGGGAGAGCCUCAAGUUUGCGUAAUGCAAUAAACAGCUCGUAAAUAUUUUGAUACCAAUUUUCCGGGCCCCAAGAAUAACAGCUCUUCCCAUUCGGCAUAACCCUUCGCAGCACACCCACACACAUGACAGUUGGGCUUCCCAUACACGUGCAAUGGCUCGACUUUU
Messenger RNA from Drosophila rhopaloa, 1269 nucleotides. Its product is annotated as CCR4-NOT transcription complex subunit 9. Gene Ontology annotation, cellular component: CCR4-NOT complex; CCR4-NOT core complex; P-body. Lineage: Eukaryota; Metazoa; Arthropoda; Insecta; Diptera; Drosophilidae. Gene Ontology annotation, biological process: mRNA catabolic process; negative regulation of translation. The record is from RefSeq and is a predicted model, not a curated record.